Xenopus tropicalis (tropical clawed frog) is the source of this 1330-nucleotide messenger RNA. RefSeq names its product C-C motif chemokine ligand 20 (gene ccl20). Gene Ontology annotation, cellular component: extracellular region. The transcript is spliced from 5 exons. NCBI's taxonomy places the organism in Eukaryota, Metazoa, Chordata, Amphibia, Anura, Pipidae. Bases 43 to 345 code for a protein of 100 amino acids. Gene Ontology annotation, molecular function: chemokine activity; chemokine receptor binding. Gene Ontology annotation, biological process: cell chemotaxis; immune response. The record is from RefSeq and is a predicted model, not a curated record.
CCUUUUUGAGCUAAAGACUGAACAUCAGACAAGUUGACAAUCAUGUCUCGUGCCAGAUACCUGUGUGUGCUGUGCCUGGUGGCCCUUGGACUUUUUUGCCUGACCAGCACUGGAGAAGGCGUCAUGUAUGAUUGCUGCUACACGUACACCAGGAAGCAGCUGCCUUUAAAAAUUAUUAAAGGUUUUACAAUCCAGAAUUCCUUUGAAGUGUGCGACAUUGAUGCAGUGAUCUUUAUUACAAGGAAAUUCCGAGUCUGUGCAAAUCCCAAGGAACAGUGGGUCAUUAAUGCCACUGAUGCAAUCAGCAAAAGAAAAAAGAAAACUCCCCAAAUCUCAAAAGAAUAAAACAAUCCAUUAACAAACGGAUCUUCAUUAUUUUAUUCAGUGUUUUUUUUUUCAUUACUUUUUGCUUGCAAAAAGCUACCUAAUCCUGGUUUCAUCUGAAACAUCUCAAUAUGCCCCUUAUUUAGCCUUCUGAUCACAUUGCAUCAUUACUGCCUCUGCUUAUUAGAGCAAAUGUAUAUAUUUUAUUCUCGGCUCACAUAUAGUAUGUAUUGUUGCUGUAAUAUCUGCUUGUAUAGCGUUGCAAGGAUGUAGCAAUUUCUUGUCUGUAAAUGUGAUACUUUCAUUUCUCUAUGAGAAAAACAAUUACAGAUAUGGGAUCCAUUAUCCAGAAAGAUCUGAAUUAUGGAAAGCCUGUCUCCCAUGGGCUCCAUUUUAAUCAAAUAAUUGAGAUUUUUUUAACUGAUAUCCUUUUUCUCUGUAAUAAUAAAACAGUACCUUGUAUUUGAUCCCAACUAAGAUAUAAUUACCCCUUAUUGGGGGCAGAACAGUCCUAUUGGGUUUAAUUAAUGUUUUAUUGAUUUUUUAGUAGACUUAAGAUAUGGAGACCCCCUUAUCUGGAGUACCCUUGGUCUCGAGAAUUCUGGAUAAUGGGUCCUAUACCUGUACCUUGAAAAGACAGACACAUGUUGGGCUAUGAGCAAGGCUUUCAUUACUCUUGUAAAACCUCUACUCCUGAUUUAGUUUUGAGACCUAGGCCUGUGUGUGCCCAUCACCACCUCAGUGCUUGAGUGAAUAUGUUCUUGUCUUUACCCCACUCUGCCACCAUAUGUAGGUUAGAGGCAGAGUAGGACAGGGGAGUUCCAGAAAGGAUAAAGAUGUAGCAAGCUGAGUGAAGGAGAGAUCACACCAACUUAUGAACAAGCCAAACCCAUAAUACUGGAAGAAGCUAAUUGUUAUGACAGUGGCAUCUCACCUCCAGGCUAUCAUGUUGUUAAAGAAUCUGUUUAUCUGUGAACCUUUUAUAAUAAACCUGACUCUGCUUGAA